Molecule: messenger RNA, 735 nt
Organism: Brassicogethes aeneus
Lineage: Eukaryota; Metazoa; Arthropoda; Insecta; Coleoptera; Nitidulidae
Source: the annotation of a GenBank genome assembly
AUGUCUGUGAUUGAUUUGACUAUAAACUGGAAGAACCACUCCGACCACAUAAAAAAUGUAAUUGAAGAAUUGCUAAAAAACAACGAACUAACAGAUGUAACAAUAUUUAUUGAAGGAAACUACAUUAAAGCUCACAAGGUGAUUUUAUCAGCUUGCAGUUUGUAUUUUCGUCAGAUUUUUAAGGAAAUUAAGGAGCCUAGUCCUAUUGUUAUAAUUAAUGGCAUAGAACACUCAAUUUUGCUGAACAUACUUGAUUUUAUGUAUAAUGGGGAAGUUCAUAUUAAAAAAGAGCUUUUCGAUGAUUUUAUGAGAGGGAGUAAAUCAUUGCAAGUUUGUGGAUUAACUUACAUUAAUAAGGAGAGUUUGGACAAGGAUGUUAAUUCCUCCAAAGUUGUUAAGAGUGUAAGAAAAAGACCAAUCAAAAAUAAUAAAGUGGAAAGUAGUAAAAUAUGUAAAAAUGACAUUAAAGAGGAAUUAGUAGAAGUUUUUGAGGAUAAUUCUCAGUUUUUAGAAGAAAAUGUUUUAUUUGAUGCAGUACUAAAACAAGAAAAUAAAAGCACAGAAGAGUACACAUGUGAUAUUUGCGGUAAAACUUAUCAAUUAAAAGAUUCAUUAAAAAGACAUUACAGAGUACACGAUGGAGCAACAACUUGUUCAAUUUGUUCAAAAGUUUUAUCAAGAAAAACACAUUUAGAGAGACAUUUGAUUACUAAACACGGUAUAGUUUCAAAUUAA